Paramormyrops kingsleyae is the source of this 5899-nucleotide messenger RNA. Lineage: Eukaryota; Metazoa; Chordata; Actinopteri; Osteoglossiformes; Mormyridae. The record is from RefSeq and is a predicted model, not a curated record.
GCCACCUUGUGGCAUCUUCUAAUGCCAAUGGGUGUAUUUGGUUUGGAAGUACAUCCUGACAUAUAACGCCUAGGUGCAUUACAGAGGGUGAUGUUAUUGUUUUUACGAAGCUGAUGAAAAUAUGCAUAAUUAUGUUUAUUAAAAGGAGCGUGAUAAGCGCUUGAACACUGCGGUUAUUUGAUUGGCCGACCGAGCUGUCAGUCGUCUUUAAUGGAAUCGGCACAUUGUCGCUCCUGCCUUAUUUCUACGCAGGUACGGAGAACGGGUGGGCUUGUCUGUAUUUGCAGAUAGAGUGUCGCCAAGACGGGCUUGCACAACCCAGGAAAGCAUACGGUAGUUUUAUCUGAGAGGGAGACGGGUUACAGACAAAAAGCAGUCAUCGCAGUCAUGAAACCAUAAACCAGGUCGCAAGCCAGCGAGCAUCGGACUGCAGGAACUCCGCUUUCAUUACAGGUCUGCUGUCUGUUUAUCUCCCGGAUUAAAUCUCCAGCAUCCCUGAAUCCCACGACACAUCGAAUACCUGAAGUUAAAUUAAAGGAUAAGAAUUGCAACCGCUGGAGGGAGGAGGGGCGGCCAGCCUAAUGAUGAACAGGUUCCGAAAGUGGCUUUACAAGCCCAAGAGAUCGGAUCCGCAGCUCCUGGCCCAGUUCUACUACGCGGACGAGGAGCUGAACCAGGUGGCGAUGGAGCUGGACAGCUUGGACGGCAGGAAGGACCCCCAGAGAUGCACCCUCCUGGUCAACCAGUUCCGCUCCUGUCAGGACAAUGUGCUUGGCAUCAUCAAUCAGAUCAUGGAUGAAUGUAUCCCAGACGACCGGGCCAACAGGGAUUUCUGCGUCAAGUUUCCUGAGGAGAUCAGACACGACAACCUGGCGGGACAACUGUGGUUUGGGGCUGAGUGCCUGGCUGCCGGGUCCAUCAUCAUGAACCGUGAGGUGGAGAGCAUGGCCAUGCGGCCGCUGGCCAAGGAGCUGACGCGCAGCCUGGAGGAGGUGCGCAACAUCGUCCGGGACCAGGCUCUGCGCGACCUCAACCUCUACACCGACCGCAUGUGCGAUGCUCUGCGCCACUUCGACAGCCUCUUUGCCGAAUUCGAGCUCAGCUACGUGUCGGCCAUGGUGCCAGUGAAGUCCCCCAAGGAGUACUACGUCCAGCAGGAGGUGAUCGUGCUCUUCUGUGAGACAGUGGAGAGGGCGCUGAAGCAGGGCUACCUCACGCAGGAUAUGAUCGACGACUACGAACCCGCCCUGAUGUUUACCAUCCCCAGACUGGCAAUCGUUUGCGGCCUGGUGGUGUACUCCGAGGGACCUAUCGACCUGAGCCGCAAGCCCGAGGACAUGUCCGAGCUCUUCCAACCGUUCCGCUCCCUGCUGAGAAAGAUCCGGGACCUCCUGCAGACCCUGACUGAGGAGGAGCUUCAGACCUUGGAGCGAAGUCUCUGCGUCUCCCAGGAAGACGGAAUCGUCCCCCCCAGCCCCGCUGCCAUUCUGCCCUCCGACACGCCCCCCAGAGCCUCCGGAGAGCCCCCACAGCCUCAGGACAAAGAGAUGGCGGGGGGCCCGUGCCCACAGGGGGCUGAGGAAGACGACGAUGACUGGCUGACGCUGGUCCUGGGAGACGACCUGGACGGGGACCUGGCGUGCUCCAUGCAGUAUGAUGAGCAGGAGCUGCAGGAGCUCAACAUGAUGGUGCAUCGCGUGGGUGAUGAGAUGUCCACCCUGCUGUCACCCCCUAGCCAGGCACCCUCCCCCGCUCAUGCCGGCAGGGCCCGCCCAAGCUCCAGCGCCGAGAGUUCACCAUGCCGAGGGCCCGGUUCUGGUUGGAGGAUGGGGUCAGCGGGCCCCGAACAGGAUGAGGAUGGACGUGUGUUCUUCAUGGAUGACCUGGAUGGGGCGGGGGAGGCGCUGGCGGGGGCGGAGCAGUCGUGCCGUGCCUCUUGUGGGGGCGACCCCCGAGUGCCACGGACUGGGCCCCCGCCUGCUUCCCUCCAGAACGGCUGGUCAAAAGAGCAUGUAGUGGAGGCCCUCCAGUGCGCCAGCAGCUCCCGGGGCCCCGCCUGCAAACCCUGCGCAUCCGGGAGCACGGACCCCCCCACCUACGUCGGGAGCUGGGACGCGAGCGCGGAUGACGCCGAGACGGCGGAGCUGAUCGCCCACCGCACCGGGGGCAUGAAGCUGUCCUCCACGGUAAUCUUCAACCCCCGCUGCCCCGGGCUGGCCGGGCAGGCUGGCGAGGAGGCCGCUGACAAGCUGCUGGUGCUGGAAGGGGAGCACUGCCCCGGCUUGGCUGCCCACAACAAGCUGGGAGGCCUGGUGACCACGCACUGUCUGCUCAACUCCUGCGUGUGCUGCGGCAGCUGCGAGGACCCCGGUGAGCCCGGCCUUGAUAAGGGGCGCCACGCCCCCCCCAGCCCCGUGGUGCAUGCCUCCGGUUGCCUGGCACCCAGCAAGGAUCUUCCUGGGAAGGGCGGCAGCCCAGGCUGCUCAUCCCACAGUGCCCCCCUGUGUGCAGAAGGCCUGGUCCCCCCGGGCUCCUGUGAGAAGUGCCUGAAUUUGGCCGCUGGGCCAGCGGUACCUGACUUGCAGGGCGGAGGCCCCAGUUACCCAAAGAGAACUGAGAGACCAAGGCAGGAGAGGAGGGUGGAGGUGGGGAAGGUGGGGCCUGGAAGACCCACGGUGGAGGUGGAUGGCAGGACUAGCACAAGAGCCCGGUCCAGCUCCGAAGGCUCCCAGCACAGCUCGUUGUGCAGCAGCGAUGGGGAAAGCGUGUCCGUCGUCACAUGCACCCUGGCCAGCGCAUAUGCACACAGCUCACUCAGGAGCCUGACCCCAAGCUCUGCUGCGUCCGAGGACUUGGACGACCACGAGAUCCAGCUGGCCUUGCAGGCUGCCAAGAUGGCUGCCCGGGACAGGAUCCGCUCCCGUUUCCACAGCAGCAGUGACCUUAUUCAUCGCCUCUUUGUCUGCAUCUCAGGUGUCGCUGACCAGCUGCAAAGCAACUAUGCCAGCGACCUGCGGAGCAUCUUGAAGACGCUGUUUGAAGUCAUGGCAACGAAGCCAGAGCUGGAGGACAACGACAAAUCAAAAAAAGCUCCCGGUCUACGCAGUGCCGUUCUGGAUGAUUGUGCCUUGUGUCAGGAGACCGUUUCCUCUGCCGAGCUGGCGGCCAAGGCUCGAGAGGGUCAGUUUGAGGAUCUGCCAGACUGGGUCCCAGACGAAGCCUGCAGCUACUGCACCACCUGCAAGGCUCCCUUCACAGUGAUCCGCAGGAAGCACCACUGCAGGAGCUGCGGACAGAUCUUCUGCUCCCGCUGCUCCUCCCACUCGGCCCCCCUCCCUCGGUACGGUCAGAUGAAGCCGGUACGCGUCUGCACGCACUGCUACAUGUUCCACGUCACACCUUUCUACAGCGACAGGACAGGCGUCUGACUGCUAAGGUCGGACGGCAGCCCUCUGGGAGACCACAGCAUCCAGUGCGCACUUCCUGGGAGCGAAAAGAAUAAUCGGAAGUGAAAGGAGAACGUGUUCUGGAUGAAAACUAAGGCACAUCAGGCCCGCAGCCCUACCCACAAAGUCUGUUCCCAUUCACAUUUUAAAGUGCGGAAUUCUCUUACAGAUUUUUGUCUGUAUGCGUUGAUUUAAACACCGACAGACAUUUCUGUCACUGCUACAGUUACAGAUUGGGGACUUCCUCAUGGCCAAUAUCAGCCUCUAACAACACGUAUCGUCUGAAUGUUAACACUGAGAAUUUUUGCAGUGGAUCUGUACUUGUCGAGCAGUGAGUGAGUGAUCUGUGGUGAGCAUUGCUGAUUGGGCAUGGCCGCAGCCUGUGGACCGGCCCCAGCCCCAGAAAUGGCCUGCUGACCCCUUGAAGCACACUGCCUGUGAGCUACUCCUGCUUCAUUUGCCGAAAUGUGCUUCACUGUGCUUGUUUAGGAACUUUGACAGCUGUUUACUCAGAAGGCCUCCUACUCUGAGGGCUGUAGAUGGCUGUACAAACCACAUUUAGUCUGGGCUGAAAUUUGACUAAUUCUGCUGACCCCCCCCAAAACAAUCCCUUAACUCUUGUUGGAGUAAUAAUGGUCACUAUCAUAUGCUUGUAAGUUGCUUACAAGACUAAGCAGUGCUGGGGCUGAGGCUGGGGGGUGGGGGUGGUUGACAUGGUGAGUCUCAGCUGGAGUAACUGUGCCAGAAAACACGCUGAUCUUAUGGUCUUAGUGUAAGGCUUAUGUAGGGUGGACACCACUGGGAGACACGCCUUACCAGUACCGAGAAUCUCCCCGUGUUUGGAGGACCGUGGAUGUGGAUGAGGAUGUGGGUGUUUGUUGUUUUAAAGGAACAUGCUCACCUAGCGCGUGCCCCGUGGACUCCAGCACAGGCUGUUCAGUAGCUGGACGGCAAGCCAGCUUUAAGUAGUAAUCAGCAUGCUCAGUUAGAUGGAAGAAAUGGUUCAAACGUGUCCAGGAGAAGCUGAGUACAGAUUCCUUCUUGUGGGAUGUGACCAUUCUGUUCUGUCUAGUUUGGUGUCAGUCUUGAUGUUGGGUGACACUUUUGGCAGUGGUCAGGGUUGGAAUGUCACUCAGAACUUCCCUCCUGGCCCUAGGAAGUCCAUGACUUUUUGCAUUUUAUUUUUAUUUAUUGUUUAACACCUUUUUCUGUGCUCUCUGCUAGCACAGAGUGUUAACAUGUACUGGUAAUAGAACUGCGUGUACCUUCAUUGUAAUGAGUGAAAUCAGGCCUGGCAAAUGAUUUCGUUAUGUUAUCAGAUCCCCUGCACAGGAAACAUACAGUUUUGGCCACUGAUCAUCAUAUCAACUUCAAUAAUAUAAAAGCACAAGCGAGACAAUGUCAUACCUCAGUCCGGAGGCGUGCUGCCUCUCUCAGGUGAACCUGUUACCUGUGAAUUCAACAGGGCCUCAGAAACCCCCCCCCCCCCAAAAAAAAAAACCCACUGCAGAUGUUGCUUCCCAGCCCCCAACCCCAAAGGGCUUCCUUGGUCCUGCACAACCUUUGCUGUUGGGUCCUGGCCCAGUCCCUGGGAUUGGGGUUACUGGGAGAGUUGGAUGAACACGGCUGACUUCUCCUCUGCUUGCCUGGAAUAUUACUUGCCUUUAAUGCUGGUCACAGGCCUCAUACAGUCUUCCAUGUUGGAUUUCAUGCUGGCACAAACAUGCUGAGACUGACGACACAUUGGACUGGUAGGCGGCUGUAAGAUAUGUGUCUGAGCUCCACUAGGAAGAGGGACCCCAGCCUGGGGGUGUUGGCAUGUAUGCUUCCAGAACCUGUGGACUACAGUCAACUAGGGAACCUGAGCCCGUUCACUGUAGGUCCUUACAUAUGUGACUGUCGUUACCCAUAAUGCACUUGUCUGCUACUUCAUCUGCAUAUGGAAGAAUAUGAUCAUACAGGUUUAACACAAUCGCCAAACCGCAUCCUGAGAAUGUAAAUUAGUGGAAAUAUUAUGAAUUAGAGGAGCAUCUGGAUAUGUGUAAAAAGGCUAGAAAGGACAUGUUUGGGCCUCAUUGAUAUUUCCAGACUGUCUUGUUUCAAUGACUGUAACCAACGCCAAUUCUCUUUCAAGUUUUAGCUUAAUCUCAGGCUUCAUGUUGCUAAGAAUGCUACUUUUAUUUUUGAUUAAAAACCUUUCAGGAAAAAAAAUGCUUUUAUAAUGAACACAAUGCAAAGUAUCAUGUAAAUUUAUUACUACUCUCUGUAUAAACAAAACCAUAUUUAAAUAACUGGAUACUAUUUAUUCAAAGCUUGUGGUUAUUUUUAAAUGCUGGUUUUUCUUUCCAUGAGAACUAUAUGCUAUCAUCUUAAUUUUAAUUCUUCAUUAGUUUUUAAUUUCUCAUAAAUGCAAUAAAUGCCAAUUUUCCUCUUCCAAUAAAAGAUUCAAUAUU